AUGACGAAAAAUCAAAGUAAAGGCAAAAAGACGGUUACGUCUAUACCAAAGUCAGCGUCUGCGAUGAUGGAAGCCGACACUAAGCCGCGUAUCUUUACGAUCGCCGAUCUCUACGAGACGGUCGCCAUCCCAGUCUCCGAGCCGACGGUGCGCAUCAGCCCGUCGAAAAAAUUGAUCUACAGCAACCCCGGUGGAGACCAGCAAAUCGCCACCGCAUUCCACCAAUCACGUAAGCUCAAAUUCAAGAACAAUGCCUUCACGACCCGCACCAACGCAUCCGGCUCCAAUAGCGGCUCCAAGAACAUGGUCAAGAUUUACAACACCAUGAUGUCCAAGGGUGUCUGGACGCUCACUGCGGCCGAUAUGGAACGCCAUAUUCGAGAACGCGAGGAAUACUUCCAAACCCACGGUCUCGAAACCGAAGCCGAGGCAAACGAAUAUUACCUCAUGACCUCCCCGAUCCUGUUCAAGUACAGUGAUCAGUCGAUCAGUGAUGAAGAACGUCUCGAGUGUAUUCGGGAAUACUUUGAAGCUGUGGGUAUUGAUGCUUUGGCUCUUACACCAGCGGAUACCGCAGCAGCGUCCAGCAGUGGAAGCACCGUCGUCAACUACUCCAUGAACUCGCACGGCUACGGUCUCACCGAGGCAGAUUAUCACUGUCGAAACUGCGACAAUGGUCGCAUGGCGAUGACCGACGGGUUCCUCGUGUGUACCACAUGCGGCUUCACCGAGAAUGGGACACUGGACUACCAGAUCACAUUCAAAGACACGCUAGAAAUGAACAACCGCCAGGCGUUCAGCUACAAGAAAAGCAACCACUUUGCCGAGUGGCUCUCGAGCAUCCAAGGCAAAGAGAGCUGCAGCAUUCCCGAGUAUGUCAUCCAAGGCGUACGCGAUGAGAUCUGCAAAGAGAAAUGCAUCGACCUGACCAAGCUCAACGGCACCCGCAUCCGCGCAUAUCUCCGUAAGCUGGGCUACAAUAAAUAUUAUGAGAAGUAUCCGAGUAUACUAUUUAUACUUACAAACAAACCGCCCCUGAAACUCCCUCCGGAAAUUGAGGCCAAGAUGAAGAAUAUGUUCCGCCAAAUCCAGGAGCCCUUUGAGAAAACCAAACCCGCGAUCCGCCGCAACUUCCUCUCGUACAGCUAUGUCUUGCACAAAUUUUGCGAGCUGCUCGGCAUGCCUGAAACGGCGAAACAUUUUCCUCUGCUCAAAAGCGCCGAGAAACUCCGAUCGCAAGACUGCAUGUGGAGAGCGAUAUGCGAGGAGCUCGGAUGGGAAUUCAUCCCAAGUCAGUGA
This is a messenger RNA of Polychytrium aggregatum, 1299 nucleotides long. Its product is annotated as poxvirus late transcription factor VLTF3 like-domain-containing protein. Bases 1 to 1299 code for a protein of 432 amino acids. NCBI's taxonomy places the organism in Eukaryota, Fungi, Chytridiomycota, Chytridiomycetes, Polychytriales. Gene Ontology annotation, biological process: regulation of viral transcription. The record is from RefSeq and is a predicted model, not a curated record. The transcript has a single exon.